AUGGCAUAUUCUGCAUACGACAUGGGCAGACAGAUUUCUCGUCGGGGGUCCAUGUCUUACGCACCAACCCCUUACCCCUACAGCGACCCAGGUGUUUAUGGUGCUGGUGACAAUAUGAUGAUGGCUGAGUAUGGGCAGCCGUCGUAUCCUAUGUAUGGACAACCGACUCCUGGUAUGCCUAUGCAGGCCUACGACGAUGUGGGCUACCGCGAUGGCUACUAUGCAGACGACAGGGCGAUGUCGACGGUACCACCCGGCUCUAUGGCACCGAUGAUGCACCCGAGCAUGAGUCGUCGAAGUCGGCGUUAUUCAUCCGUUUCCUUCGCCGCGAGGCCACAGAUCGAGAACUACCGCCCACCUAGCUCCCUACACGUUAAGUUCAAGCGAAAGGGAGCAUUCACGGCUGGGAUCAAUUUGUCUGAGGCACAAUCCCACCAACGGCUCUCCAACAACGACGCAUAUUCAUACUACGACUUCCAUCCCGACCACCGCGGGAGAAUUUUACUGAAGAUCAAGUGGGCUGGUUAUAGUUCCAUGACAUACGAGAUCCCAUUGGACAAGUAUGACGGACGCGUAAGCCUGUCGACGCUGGCACGUCGAGUAUCACGGGCAUGUGUUCACUACCUCCAGGCAAACAUUAUACCGGUAUCCUGGGACCGCGUACAACUCCACCACCUAGAAGAGAUUGCUUACGGAACGUGGCAACCCAUGCUUUCAACGCACUAG
Molecule: messenger RNA, 726 nt
Organism: Pleurotus ostreatus (oyster mushroom)
Lineage: Eukaryota; Fungi; Basidiomycota; Agaricomycetes; Agaricales; Pleurotaceae
Exons: 5
Coding region: 1-726 (241 amino acids)
Source: RefSeq, a predicted model, not a curated record